Messenger RNA from Phlebotomus argentipes, 3365 nucleotides. RefSeq lists its product as uncharacterized. The record is from RefSeq and is a predicted model, not a curated record. NCBI's taxonomy places the organism in Eukaryota, Metazoa, Arthropoda, Insecta, Diptera, Psychodidae. The coding region runs from base 426 to 2630 and encodes 734 amino acids. The transcript is spliced from 3 exons. Gene Ontology annotation, molecular function: cation binding; mitogen-activated protein kinase binding; protein serine/threonine phosphatase activity. Gene Ontology annotation, cellular component: cytosol; nucleus. Gene Ontology annotation, biological process: protein dephosphorylation.
GUUGAAUAAUGGUAUAACAGUGUAGUUGCCGCGCCAUACAUAUUUGUCAGCACUUUCCUCGGAGUAUAUGAGGAAUGUUUCCGUGUUUUCUUCUUAAAAUAUAUUCGGGCUGAUUUAAGAAGAAAAGUUGGAGCUCUUUCUGUAUGAAUUAAAUUAAUGGGAAAUUACUAGACAUAUAAGCAGAGGGAGUGAAAUGCUGGUGUAAAGAGUUUUCUUACGCGUACUUGGUGUAGUUGUAUGCCGGGAAUUCUUCAGCCGGGUCGUGAUGGUGGCGCUAGUGUCGGUAAGCUGUGUGUUUUGUGGGGACAAUAGAAGAGAUUUUGUGGGCAGAAAAGUGGCUGAAAACUUGUGAAAAUACGACCAGGAGUGUGUGUCCAGUGUGGCAGAGGUCGUGAAAUUAUCAGUUUUAAUGUGCGCACGAGGCGAUGUCGGCGUCAAUAGGUGUAAAUCUGCGGGUAACGGGCCACUGCAGCCAGGGCGGACGGAAAUACAUGGAGGACUUCUUCUCAGUGGCGUACCAGCAAUCGGAGGAUGAGAAAGAUCUCGAGUACGCCUUCUUUGGCAUCUACGAUGGCCACGGGGGCUGCGAGGCGGCCACAUACGCCAAGGAGCACCUGAUGAACGAAAUUGUGAAUCAGAAGCUGUUUUGGUCUGAGAACGACUCUGACAUAUUGAAAGCCAUCCGAGAAGGUUAUCAUGCCACACACAAUAAAAUGUGGCGUGAACAAGAAAAGUGGCCCAAGACGCCAACGGGAUUGCCCAGCACUGCGGGAACCACGGCGAGUGUGGCAUUUAUUCGUCAUGGGAAAAUCUAUAUUGGACAUGUGGGAGAUUCAGGCAUAGUUCUCGGCUAUCAGGACGAGAACAAUCCUCAAUGGAAGGCGCGUCAGCUGACGCAGGAGCACAAGCCGGAGAGCAAUGUGGAGAAGACGCGAAUUAUGAACUCUGGCGGGAAGGUGGUGACAAAGUCCGGCGUGCCACGAGUUGUGUGGACACGACCGCGAUUGGGGCACAAGGGUCCUGUGCGACGGAGUACGCCAAUCGAUGAGAUUCCCUUUCUGGCCGUGGCACGAAGUCUCGGUGAUCUGUGGAGUUACAAUUCGGAAUUGAAUGAGUUCGUCGUGAGUCCAGAUCCCGAUGUGCGCGUGAUAUCCAUUGAUCCAAAGAAGUUCCGUUGUCUCAUCUUUGGCACUGAUGGCUUGUGGAAUGUGCUGUCGGCGAGUGCCGCCGUGGAGACUGUCCACGGUGCUGAGGUGAUCAAUGAGCGCAAUAUGUUUGCCAAUGCUCCAAAGAAUUGGAUAAAUCCGAGCAAGUAUCUUGUGGACAAGGCGCUGGAGAGGUGGAGCAACACCAAAAUGAGGGCGGACAAUACAUCCGUGGUGACAAUUAUGUUGGAUCCGCCAGGACCACCCAAAAGGGAUCUCAUCAGAUCUACCUGUCCGAGUGGAGCGCAUAUUCUCGAUCAUGUGCUAUACAUUCAGAAUGCCGGUGAGAAGAGCAUGCUGGGACGGUGUCAAGGAGAUAUGGAAGGCUCCGCAGUUCCGCCGGUUCUCGCACAAAUGCGUCCGCCUGAUCCCUACGCACCUUCCACAAGUUUCGACGUUCAGCAUGGCCUGCAUGGCAGCAAUCCAACAUCUCCAACUUCCUCAGGAUCAUCCUACAUGAGCAGUGGCUUCGUGGAGUCAUACAAUAGUCUACUGGAGGAUCACGAGACUCCGUAUCAUCAUGAAGCGUACACAGAUGUCUUGCAGACGCCGCUGGAGUUGCUGCAGCAUCAACAGUCCACAUCACAAUACGUAGUGGCGGCCUGUGAAGAGACAUAUUCCCUCACGAAGCUGGAGACUCGCACUGAACAGCUUUCCGCCAUGGCAGCGGCAUUCUCUGGGGACGCCAGAGAGAAUCAUCUCAUGGAGAUUGACUCCUUCCACGAUUAUGCGGGCUUCGGGGCGUCCACGUCGCAAGCGAGUGCGCAUGAGAUAUCCCACCAGACGCUGACACAUGCCGGCAGUGGACCCACCACUGAGGAAAUCCUCGCCUACUGCCGUCGCAUGACCGACAGGAAUGCCCAGAUGGACACUGUGGAGCGAUACUACGCCACAUCGGCGUCUUCGCCAGGCAAUCCGGGCACUUCAGAGACUGCCGCGGACAUUCAGGUGAUGAACAUUGUGGGCGUUCCUCUGUCACUGGACGACUCCGUGCAGAUUCACGAGAUCUCAUCGAGCAAUCUGGCGCCGUGCGACAGCAUUGGGAGUCCGAAGGCGGGCGUCAGUGGCCAGGCGACCGGGCAAUCCCACCAGAUGGAGGAGGAGUUCAAGGGAUGUGGCAAGAAGGACGAUUGUGAUAUGACUAUGCAUGAUGAGGGUGUGGAUGCAGCAAAUGUGCCAAGGAGAACGCUGAGAAGACCACAGCGUCCCAGUGCCAGGCAGGGCGUCGUGACGCGGUCGCAAGACGCCAAGACGCUGGUUGGCAAGGUGAGACAGAAGGAGAAUACCAAAGCGAGGAGUGAGGUGAGAUUCUGUCGCAAUCUGACACUCAGGAGUGGAAAGAUACUGCAUGCCGGCGUGGGUGGGAGGCUGAGGAAUGUCCACACGAGGGCAACGAAUCGCCUGAGGAUCCUGGCAGUUCACUAAGUUCUGGCAGAAGUCAUUGGAUGUCGCCGCACAAUAGCGCCACUAUUUUAAUGUUUUUUUUCUGCAUCAUAUGAGAAUGAUGAUGCGAAAUCAUACACUUUCAAAUAUGAUAAGAGGACAUUUCGUACAAAGAUAUCUGUGGAUGAUAUAAAUCUGUAGCUGAUAGAGUUAUACUGACAAAGAGAUACACAUUUUAAGAGGAACAUAAGGUAGAAAUGUGGUAAAGUUUACAGAGAUUUAUGGUGAAAAUUGUAAAGAAAACUAUUAAUGAACAAGUGCCUCCUUUACUAUAAGAGAGAGUUACCAAGUUUUUUGGGGGAGUUGCACACGCUAUUAGAAAUUAUACAUACAUAUUCAUCGAUUUUAUUUUAUCAAUUGACAAAUCCUUUUUACCAUAUUUUUUAACACCUUUUAUUGAUAAUGAUAUCAUUGGAAACAUAUGAUAGCUAGCCCUUCUAGUAUAUCGUAGGUGGCAUCAUCCUCAUUAGCAUUUACAAGAUUACGUUCGACAUUGUUUGCCUAAAGAGUUUCUCACUGGGUUUAUCAAGAAUCAAGUUGGAAAAAUAUGAUUUUAUUAGGAGUUCGCAGGUGACCUUCUUUUGUACUGAUGCAAAUGAUCAUCUAAUGGCGUGAACAAUCUUCUGUGUAAUAUUUACAUAACACAUUUGUCAAAAUUGUUACUAUAGAAAAAGUCGAAAACAAGAAUAAUAUAUUAGCUAUAUUUACGAUAGUAAA